AUGAUAUUGAGUCAGUUAAAAGUAAUAAGACCAAGAAAUAUUAACUUAGGUUUACUUCAACAGAGGUGGUUACGUUCGGAAGGAACUCAGCAUCAAAAUGCUAAAGUGCAACAGGAGCACCAAGACGAGUCUAAAUCUCAGGCCGAAAUAUCUUCAUCUGCCAACGAGAGACUUUUCGGUGAAAUAUUUCCUGCAGCCAAAGUUGUACCUAUGGUGUUGACAAAUAAAGAUCCUGUUGUUUUGUCUUUUGACGAGGUACCGGGUCCCAAAUCGUUGAAAUAUUUCGCAAGUUUCCGUAAUUACUUGUCGGAGAUUGGAACUCAAAUAACUGCAAGCGCCUUAACGAUAGGCUUAAAUAUUGGUUCUUUCAUAAACGACAAAAAACCUAUAAUAAAGAACUUGUCAUCGCUGUUCGACGAAUAUGGCCCAGUCGUCCGUUUCGUAAGUCCGGUAGGAAGCGAUAUUGUGCUGUUAAACAACCCGGAUCACAUCCAGAAGGUUUACGCUCUGGAAGGCGACAGCCCUGUAAGAUCAACAUUGGAGUGCCUAGAAAAAUAUAGGGCAGAACACAGAAAUCAUAUCUAUGGCGGUCUUUAUACCGUACACGGCCAAGAAUGGACUCGUCAAAGAUCCGCAGUGUACGCUCCUCUCCACGACUCCAUCACCCAACAUGUCCAGGGCAUAAAUGAUGUCUGCGAAAAUUUUACUGUAAAGAUCUACAACAUGAGAAAUCAUCAGGAUGAAGUCCCGAAGGACCUGUAUAAGGAACUGCACAAGUGGGCUUUUGAUUGUAUGGGUUUAUUAGUGUUCUCGAAAAAGUUUACGAUGUUAGACACUGAGGUGGUGUACAGCCAAUGCGACAUGUCCUGGCUGUACCACAGCCUGGAGCGGGCCACCGAGGCGAUCGUCAAGUGCGAGUCGGGCCUGCAACUUUGGAAGUUCAUCAAGACGCCCGCUUGGUAUACACUGGUCAAGUACUGCGAUAGUUUGGACAAUUUAAUCGGGAAGCAUGUAAUGGAAGAGGAACAAGCUAUUGGCUACAGUGCUGCCAAUAAUGCGUCUGGUAGAAGUUCCUUGAUAAGCGCAAUGCUUUUGAGCGACGACAAAAUGAGUGCCGAGGAUAUUGCAACGGUUCUUAUGGAUAUGCUUCUAAUUGGAGUUAAUACCAUCACAACAUCAAUGUCAUUCAUGUUGUACAACUUGGCUAAAUAUCAGAAGUCCCAAAAGGUGCUCUAUGAAGAAAUAAGGAACGCGUGCAAUAAUUUGAAACUGGAAGAUGUUAACAAGCUAAAAGAAAACACUCCGUAUCUCCAAGCUUGUAUAAAGGAAACUUUGAGAUUAGUGCCACCGAUACCAGUUUUGACUAGGAUCUUGUCUAAGAACGUCACUUUGGAUCGAUAUAAUAUACCACGAGGCACACUCAUCAUUAUGUCCACCCAAGAUUCUUCGUUAAAGGAAAGCAACUAUGACGAUGCUUCUAAAUUCUUCCCUGAACGAUGGCUGAAGGAAGAUGCUAAAGACUAUCACGCGUUUGCCUCAAUACCUUUCGGCUUUGGGGCUAGAAAAUGUCUUGGACAGAAUAUAGCCGAAACAAUGAUAUCACUGCUAACUAUUAGACUGGUGCAGAAAUACAAGCUUGAAUACCAUUAUGGGGACAUUCAACCAACAAGAAGUUUCAUAACAAAGCCGAAUAGGCCUUUGAAAAUAAGGUUCAUUGAUAGGAUUCAAUAAUUUGUUUUAGAUUCACUGUGCAAAAGUGACUUCCAUAGAAGCAUAAUGAUAGCACAUGUAUUAUUA
Messenger RNA from Amyelois transitella, 1797 nucleotides. RefSeq names its product probable cytochrome P450 301a1, mitochondrial (gene Cyp339a1). The transcript is spliced from 10 exons. The coding region runs from base 1 to 1731 and encodes 576 amino acids. NCBI's taxonomy places the organism in Eukaryota, Metazoa, Arthropoda, Insecta, Lepidoptera, Pyralidae. The record is from RefSeq and is a predicted model, not a curated record. Gene Ontology annotation, molecular function: heme binding; oxidoreductase activity, acting on paired donors, with incorporation or reduction of molecular oxygen; iron ion binding.